AUGGCCCAUGCAUUCGGAAACCUGCCCAACGGAGUCGUAAAGAUUCCGGAGAAGUUCACCCUCAAUGUGCCAGACCAGAGCGUGGAUGAGUUCCUGCAGCUACUCAAGCUAUCAAAAAUCGGACCGGAGACAUGGUACAACAAACAAGAAGACGGCCAAUUCGGCGUAUCUCGCAAAUGGCUCAUUGACGCCAAAGAAGCCUGGUUGAACUUUGACUGGCGCAAACAAGAGGCUCGCAUCAACUCCGUACCUAACUUCAAAGCUAAAGUCGAGGAUGCGGAUCUUGGAACGUUGGACAUCCACUUCGCCGCGCUGUUCUCCAACAAGAAGGACGCAACACCAGUUAUCUUCAUGCAUGGCUGGCCCGGCUCUUUCCUCGAGUUCUUCCCCAUGAUCGAUUUGCUCGUGAGCAAGUACACCCCGGAUACGCUGCCGUACCAUGUCAUCGUGCCGUCUCUCCCGGGCUAUGGACUCUCUGCUAGCUCGAUUCCGCUUGAGAAAGAGACUCAACAGGAGGCUGUCGCGCGCAGUCUGCAUCAACUGAUGCUUGACCUUGGGUUCGGCAGCGGGUACGCUGCCCAAGGCGGUGAUGUGGGAAGUUUCAUGGCUAGAAUCAUGUCCGGCUACAAGGAGUGCAAAGCAUUCCACUUGAACAUGUUGAUGCCUUCACCCGAGGAUGCUGCUGGUGGCACCGAUGGAUUGACGCCUCAAGAACUUGAACAGACUGGGAGGAUGUUGAAAUGGCGCUCAACUGGAAUGUCAUAUGCCCUAGAGCAUGGUCUCCGACCAGCAACCAUCGGCUUGGUAUUGUCAGCGAGUCCACUGGCGUUAUUGGCUUGGAUUGGCGAAAAGUACAUCGAGUGGGUGGACUCGCGUUACCCGCUUCAGCUGGAGACCAUUCUCGAGCUUGUGAGCCUGUACUGGUACACGGACACGUUCCCAAGGAGUAUCUACCCGUAUCGGCCAUUGGCCAAGGCCAUGUCUAGUGAAGGCGGUGGCACAAUCAUCCCUACUUCGAAGGAAACGCCGUUGGGAUACUCGUGCUUCCCAGCCGAGAUUGGCCUGAUGCCAAAGGCGUGGGCAGAAAAGUCAUUCCCCAAUCUCACGCAGUAUCGCACGCAUGAGAAGGGAGGACAUUUUGCGGCGCUUGAGCAGCCAGCAUUGUUGCUGCAAGAUGUGGAGGAUUUCCUGGCUUCUCUCAAAGCCGCUUCCAAGCUCUGA
Molecule: messenger RNA, 1221 nt
Organism: Colletotrichum abscissum
Lineage: Eukaryota; Fungi; Ascomycota; Sordariomycetes; Glomerellales; Glomerellaceae
Product: epoxide hydrolase
Exons: 4
Coding region: 1-1221 (406 amino acids)
Biological process (GO): epoxide metabolic process
Molecular function (GO): epoxide hydrolase activity
Source: RefSeq, a predicted model, not a curated record